Messenger RNA from Oncorhynchus tshawytscha (Chinook salmon), 3330 nucleotides. RefSeq names its product alanine aminotransferase 2-like. Gene Ontology annotation, molecular function: L-alanine:2-oxoglutarate transaminase activity; pyridoxal phosphate binding. Bases 76 to 1680 code for a protein of 534 amino acids. NCBI's taxonomy places the organism in Eukaryota, Metazoa, Chordata, Actinopteri, Salmoniformes, Salmonidae. Gene Ontology annotation, biological process: biosynthetic process. The record is from RefSeq and is a predicted model, not a curated record. The transcript has 12 exons.
GUGCCAGCUCCCGGCAGGUUGGGCAAUGACCGUUGGAGGGGGGAGUUUGUCUCUGACUGUGGCCAUCCAUAAUCUAUGUGGCCGAAAAGUUGUUUGAGAAACUCACAGCCUGUUGAAGAUCUGGAACUGACGAAACGACGGUUUGGGCGCGCGUUUUGGGUGGUUAUGAAUAUUUCGUGGGCUAUCAGCGGAACAGAGUGUGAGCUCCAGAAACCGAACAUGACUGAAAAUGGACUUGGGAACCGGGUGCUUAACAUGGACACCAUGAACCCGAAUGUAAAGCGGGUUGAGUAUGCUGUCCGUGGUCCAAUCGUGCAACGUGCAUUGCAGAUUGAAAAGGAGCUCAAAGAGGGGGUUGAGAAGCCUUUUACAGAGGUCAUCAAGGCCAACAUUGGUGAUGCGCAUGCUAUGGGCCAGAAACCAAUCACAUUUCUCCGACAGGUUGUAGCGCUCUGCGCCUACCCAGAUCUCCUAGAAGACGACAAGUUCCCAGAGGACGCUAAAAAUAGAGCACGGCGCAUCCUUCAGGCCUGUGGAGGGGGAAGUAUAGGUGCAUACAGUGCUAGUCCAGGCAUUGAGAUCAUACGACAGGAUGUGGCUAAAUAUAUUGAGAAGCGGGACGGUGGCAUCCCCAGUAACCCCGACAGCAUCUACCUCUCCACCGGGGCCAGUGAUGCCAUAGUGACCAUGCUAAAGUUGUUGACGUCAGGCGAGGGGAAGAACCGUACAGGGGUGAUGAUCUCCAUCCCUCAGUACCCCCUCUACUCUGCUGCUCUGGCUGAGCUGGCGGCUGUCCAGAUCAGCUACUACCUGGACGAGGACAAGUGCUGGAGCCUGGACGUCAAUGAGCUGAGGAGGGCUGUGAAGGCAGCCAGGGAGCACUGUAACCCCCGCGCCCUCUGCAUUAUCAACCCUGGCAACCCCACAGGUCAGGUCCAGAGCAGGCAGUGCAUUGAAGAUGUGAUUAGAUUCGCUGCUGAGGAGCACCUUUUCCUGAUGGCUGAUGAGGUGUACCAGGAUAAUGUGUAUGCGGAGGGUUGCCAGUUCCACUCCUUUAAGAAGGUUCUGUUUGAGAUGGGACCAGAGUACUCCAGUGUUGUGGAGCUGGUCUCCUUCCACUCCACCUCCAAAUGCUUCAUGGGAGAGUGUGGUUUCAGAGGAGGGUACAUGGAGGUGGUUAACAUGGACCCUGAGGUGAAGUUGCAGCUGACUAAGCUGGUGUCUGUGCGGCUGUGCCCCCCCAUCCCUGGGCAGGCCCUACUGGACCUGGUGGUCAAUCCCCCUCAGCCUGACGAGCCUUCCUAUGCCACCUUCAUCAAGGAGCGUACUGCCAACCUGGAUAUCCUGGCUGAGAAGGCCAAGAUGACAGAGCAGGUCCUCAACACGGUCCCAGGGAUCCACUGUAACCCUGUCCAGGGAGCCAUGUACACCUUCCCCCGCCUCUCACUGCCAGAGAAAGCCAUCAACGCGGCCAAGGAGAAAGGCCAGGCUCCAGACAUGUUCUACUGUAUGAAGCUGCUGGAGGAGACUGGUAUCUGCCUGGUUCCAGGUAGUGGCUUCGGGCAGAGAGAUGGAACCUACCAUUUCAGGAUGACCAUCUUACCUGCAACUGAAAAGCUGAAGGUUGUAUUGGAAAAGAUCAGGGAGUUUCAUAAGCGGUUCACAGAGGAGUUCUCAUAACCCCACUCCUCUUCCCAGUCUGGUCUGUAACAAAACCCCACUCCUCUUCCCAGUCUGGUCUGUAACAAAACCCCACUCCUCUUCCCAGUCUGGUCUGUAACAAAACCCCACUCCUCUUCCCAGUCUGGUCUGUAACAAAACCCCACUCCUCUUCCCAGUCUGGUCUGUAACAAAACCCCACUCCUCUUCCCAGUCUGGUCUGUAACAAAACCCCACUCCUCUUCCCAGUCUGGUCUGUAACAAAACCCCACUCCUCUUCCCAGUCUGGUCUGUAACAAAACCCCACUCCUCUUCCCAGUCUGGUCUGUAACAAAACCCCACUCCUCUUCCCAGUCUGGUCUGUAACAAAACCCCACUCCUCUUCCCAGUCUGGUCUGUAACAAAACCCCACUCCUCUUCCCAGUCUGGUCUGUAACAAAACCCCACUCCUCUUCCCAGUCUGGUCUGUAACAAAACCCCACUCCUCUUCCCAGUCUGGUCUGUAACAAAACCCCACUCCUCUUCCCAGUCUGGUCUGUAACAAAACCCCACUCCUCUUCCCAGUCUGGUCUGUAACAAAACCCCACUCCUCUUCCCAGUCUGGUCCGUAACAAAACCCCACUCCUCUUCCCAGUCUGGUCCGUAACAAAACCCCACUCCUCUUCCCAGUCUGGUCUGUAACAAAACCCCACUCCUCUUCCCAGUCUGGUCUGUAACAAAACCCCACUCCUCUUCCCAGUCUGGUCCGUAACAAAACCCCACUCCUCUUCCCAGUCUGGUCUGUAACAAAACCCCACUCCUCUUCCCAGUCCGGUCUGUAACAAAACCCCACCCCUCUUCUCAGUCCGGUCCAGUCUGAAACAAAACCCCACCCCUCUUCCCAGUCUGGUCUGUAACAAAACCCCACUCCUCUUCCCAGUCUGGUCUGUAACAAAACCCCACUCCUCUUCCCAGUCUGGUCUGUAACAAAACCCCACCCCUCUUCCCAGUCCGGUCCAGUCUGUAACAAAACCCCACCCCUCUUCCCAGUCCGGUCCAGUCUGUAAGAAAACCCCACCCAUCUUCCUAGUCUGGUCCGUAACAAAACCCCACCCAUCUUCCUAGUCUGGUCCGUAACAAAACCCCACCCCUCUUCCCAGUCCGGUCCGGUCCGUAACAAAACCCCACCCAUCUUCCUAGUCCGGUCCGUAACAAAACCCCACCCCUCUUCCCAGUCCGGUCCAGUCUGUAAUAAAACCCCACCCCUCUUCCCAGUCUGGUCUGUAACAAAAUCCCACCCCUCUUCCCAGUCUGGUCUGUAACAAAAUCCCACCCAUCUUCCUAGUCCGGUCCGUAACAAAACCCCACCCCUCUUUCCAGUCCGGUCUGUAACAAAACCCCACCCCUCUUCCCAGUCCGGUCCGGUCUGUAACAAAACCCCACCCCUCUUCCCAGUCCGGUCCGGUCUGUAACAAAACCCCACCCCUCUUCCCAGUCCGGUCCGGUCCGUAACAAAACCCCACCCCUCUUUCCAGUCCGGUCUGUAACAAAACCCCACCCCUCUUCCCAGUCCGGUCCGGUCUGUAACAAAACCCCACCCCUAUUCCCAGUCUGGUCUGUUAGAAAACCCCACCCAUCUUCCUAGUCUGGUCCGUAACAAAACCCCACCCGUCUUCCUAGUCCGGUCCGUAA